Molecule: messenger RNA, 2475 nt
Organism: Apis dorsata (giant honeybee)
Lineage: Eukaryota; Metazoa; Arthropoda; Insecta; Hymenoptera; Apidae
Gene: Usp5
Product: ubiquitin carboxyl-terminal hydrolase 5
Exons: 13
Coding region: 1-2406 (801 amino acids)
Biological process (GO): protein deubiquitination
Molecular function (GO): zinc ion binding; cysteine-type deubiquitinase activity; protein binding
Source: RefSeq, a predicted model, not a curated record
AUGGAGAAAUUAAUGAAACAUUUAUCCAAAAUAAGGAUACCGCAGAAAAAUGAUAAAAUAUACAAGGAUGAAUGUGUUUAUUCUUUUGAUACACCAGAUACUUGUACUGGUCUGUAUAUUAAUCUUACUACGUUCUUGGGAUUAGGUCAGGAUUAUAUACAACAUUAUUAUCAAUUAACAGAAAAUCCUAUAUUUUUACAUAUUAAAAGGAGAAGGAAAGAAAUUCCUUCUAAACACCAAGGAGAUGGUCCUGAAAAGAAAAUUACUAGAUUAGCAAUAGGAACAGCUGAUGGAUUUACACCAGAUCAGCAAAAAUAUACUUAUCAUGAAUCUUAUCAAAUUAUUAUUUUACCAGAUUUUAUUACGAUACCAUAUCCAACAGAUAAUUUACCCCAAGAAGUUGAAGUUGCAAUUAAAUAUAUAUUGGAAGCAGAAUCUGCAACAAAAGUAGCUGAAGUAGAAGCAUUGACUGGAACUUGGGAUGGAGAAAUAAAAGCAAUUUCAAAACAUGCAGCAAAUCUUAAACAAUUAGAUAAUGGAAAAAAAAUACCACCCAAUGGAUGGAAAUGUGAAAAAUGUGAUUUAACUCAAAAUCUUUGGCUUAAUUUAACUGAUGGUAGUAUUUUUUGUGGACGUAAAUUUUAUGAUGGAACAGGAGGAAAUGAUCAUGCAGUUGAACAUUAUAGAGCUACAGGCUAUUCGUUAGCUGUGAAAUUAGGAACUAUAACUAAAGAAGGAAAAGCAGAUGUAUUCUCAUAUGAUGAAGAUGAUAUGGUUGAAGAUCCAAAUUUAGUAUCACAUUUAGCUCAUUGGGGUAUUAAUAUUGCCCAAAUGGAGAAAACUGAUAAAUCUAUGAUAGAACUUGAAUUAGAUCUCAAUCAAAGAUUUGGAGAAUGGGUUGCACUUCAAGAAGCAACAAGUAAAUUAACACCUUUAUAUGGACCUGGAUAUACAGGACUUGCUAACUUAGGAAAUUCUUGUUAUUUAAAUAGUGUCAUGCAAAUGUUAUUUGUGAUUCCAGAUUUUAUUAAAAGAUUUAUAGAUGGUGCAUCACAGAUAUUUCAACAAAAUUAUACCGAUCCAGCUAAUGAUUUUAAUGUUCAAAUGGCUAAACUUGGAAUUGGUUUACUUUCUGGUAAAUACUCUGAUCCAUCAGAUACAAACAAUGAACACGAAUCACGACAAGGUAUUCCGCCUCGGAUGUUUAAAACAUUAGUCGGUCGUGGACAUCCCGGAUUUUCCUCAAAUCGACAACAAGAUGCACAAGAAUUUUUUCUCCACAUCAUAAACAUAAUAAAUCGUCACAGUCGUCGUCAAAUGAAUCCAACCGAUUGUUUUAAAUUUCAAGUUGAAGAAAGGUAUCAAUGUAGUCGUUCUAACAAAGUAAAGUAUACCUAUCGUACGGAAUAUUUAUUACCACUACCAAUACCUAUAGAAACUGCUGUAAAUAAGGAUGAAGUCACAGCUUAUGAAACAUUGAAAAAUGAAACUGAAGCAAAAGGACAAAAAUUGGAUUCGAAUGCCCUUGUCAGACCACGCAUAAAACUAUCAUCUUGUUUGCAAACAUUUAUUCGACCAGAAAUAGUGGAACAAUUUUAUAGCUCAGCUUUAAAUGAAAAAACAACAGCACAAAAAACAACUAGGCUUGCUACUUUUCCGGACUAUCUAUUAAUUCAUUUAAAAAAAUUCAUGAUGAAAGAAGAUUGGACACCAGUUAAAUUAGAUGUAGCAGUUGAAAUGCCAGACAUAUUAAAUUUAAGUUCUCUUCGAGGAUUUGGUUUGCAACCUACAGAAGAAUUAUUACCAGAAACAGUUGGGACUGAACCUCCACUUAUUUAUGAUUCCGUGAUUUUAAAUCAAUUGACAGAUAUGGGAUUUCCACCAGAAGCUUGUGAAAGAGCUCUAUAUUUUACAGAAAAUCGUGGCUUAGAAGCAGCUACAAAUUGGUUAAUGGAGCAUAUUGCAGAUUCAGAUUUUGCAGAUCCUUUUGUACCUCCUGGAAUCGAUAUCAAACCAGAAAAAAAUAAAUUUAUAGCAAAUGAAGAUGCUGUAGCUAUGUUAAUGGGGAUGAGUUUCACAAGAGAACAAGCAACAAAAGCUCUUAAAGCGACUGAUAAUAAUUUAGAACGUGCAGCAGAUUGGAUUUUUAGUCAUCAAAAUGAAUUGGAUGCUUUAGAAAGUGAAAAUGAACCAGAACAUUCCAAGGAAAUAUUUAGAGAUGGAAUCAAUCAAUAUAAAUUAGUAGGAUUUAUAUCACAUAUGGGUACAUCAACAAUGGUAGGACAUUAUGUAUGCCAUCUUUUGAAAAAUAAUCGAUGGGUGAUAUAUAAUGAUGAUAAAGUUGCAUUAUCUGAAAAUCCACCAAAAGAAUUAGGAUAUAUAUAUUUAUAUCAACGCAUUGAUUAGAUUAUACAAUUAUUUUGUAUAAAAAAUGUAUUCUAUUACACUUCAACAAUAAAAAAUAUAAUAAAUAAA